GGAAGUAGUACUAGUACCUGUUUUUAUUUGCUCUUACAAGACAAAACUAGUAACACAUGCUUUAGCCAUGUGUUACUAACUGCAGACAUUGGUAGAAACAUAAUUUUGGACCAAACAGGACCUAUGGCAUGUGUGUAAAUAUAAUAGGCUGGAACAUGGAGUCUUCCACAGUUGCAAAGUGCAAAACAAAGAAAAGGAAAAACAGCACCCACACAGCUCAGGAGGAGGCUAAGAGAUUCAAAACUGAGCAGCGAGAUGAUGAGGUGCUGCAGUGUGGACCUGCCUCUUGCUUGCCAAGGGUUUCGGUGUUGCCUGACCGCCUUCAGCAACCGAUCGCCCUGGAUGAACUGACAGAGUUGCUGCAGUAUGCUGCUCUCGGGAAAACAGGUGGCAUCAAAAAGCCCAGUUGGUGCCAUCUCCGCCAUCACAGAAAAGUUAAAGGUGUAAAUGUUGUGAUUGUGGAGGACCUGACGCAGAAUCACUUUUACAAACACUACCUCUGUCUGCAGCACCUCAGGACCAGCUACACCUCUAGGGUCACCUUCACGCCAUCAUCUGUAGAUGUAGUAUCUGGAAUCUUUUCCAGUCAAGUUCCCAAACAGGACGGUUUGUCUGUCUCCAAAGCAGAUGAGGAACUGCAGGAAGCGAUGAAGAACCACCCAAUCAUCACUGUGUUCGGGACCGAGAGGAGAGGACUAACAGCAUAUGUUCUCACAGAGAAGGAGAUGAUCAAGAAUAACUACCCUGUGAAAGGAAUGCCCGGCUUUGAGGAAUUUGUGUGUACAGACUGCGCUGACUGUGUGACUGACAGCAGCCCCCUCUUUGGAAUCGACUGUGAAAUGUGUGUAACAGAAGAUGGAAAAGAGCUAACUCGUGUUUCUAUGGUGGACGGUGAUGGGAAGUGUUUAAUGGAUGAGCUGGUGAAACCUCCGAACCACAUUCUCAACUACUGUACCAAAUUCUCUGGUAUCACACCUGCGAUGUUGCAACCAAUAACAACCACCCUGCAGGAUGUUCAAGAAAUGCUUAUUAGGAUUUUGCCACAUGACGCAGUUCUGGUGGGCCAUUCUCUCGAACAUGACCUCAUAGCUUUGAAACUCAUCCACAAGCAUGUAAUUGACACGUCACUGCUGUACAAGAGGGAGUGUGGGGGGAGGUUUAAGCUCAAGGUUCUGACUGGGAUCAUACUGAAGAGGAAAAUACAAACAGAAGAUAUGUUGGGUCAUCAUCCAACUGAAGAUGCUCUGGCAGCCCUGGAGCUGGCCCAGUACUUUAUCAAAACAGGACCUCGCCAGGUUUUAGAGAUUCACUGGAAGGCGCUGUGGAGAGAAACAGAAACAAGAGAGGAGCCCCCAGAGACUCACAGGUUUUCUGACGUGCUACAGGCACUUGGACGUUCAGUAGCCUUUUUAGGAAAAGAUUCUGACAUCGCACUCAAGGAGUCCAGUCACAAGCAGUGCAACUCAGACAAAGAGGUGCUUAAAUCUUUCCGAAAUCUGAAAACGUGGCCGUCCUUCUCCGUCCUUCAGUUUUCCACCUUGUCAAACCAUCUGAAGAGUUACUUCCCUCAUCAGGAGCGGCACCAUCAGAUGCAGACUUGCUCAAGACUUCAGGACAUGUGUGUAGUGUUAGCUGGGCCGUUCCCCACAGGCUUCUCUGACGGAGACGCGAAGCAGCUGUUUAGCUUCUGCGGAACAGUUCGAAAAGUCAAGAUGUUGAACACAGUGGUCAGGGUUCACGCAGAGAUUGAGUUUGAGUUGCUGGAGGGAGCGAUGCUGGCGGUAAAAACUCUGAAUGGCCUUAAUGUGCUCGGGCAGACUAUAAAGGUACAGAGGCCGGUGUGUGAGUCAAUGCUAGAUCUGGAUGUGACUCUUGAAGCACUGAUGGGUGACCCUCUGAAUGCCAGUCACCUCUACGCUGUUAAAAUGAACCACAGUAUGACUGAGUGCAUCAGCACUUCCACAAAAGUUAAUGGGCAUGUGUCAGAUGCUGAACGCUUAGAUGUCACUCCUGUGAAAACAGUCAACGGGCUGCCUCCAGCUAAAGUAAACAAAUGGUUGCAUCUCAAUACCUCUAAAUCUGAACUGUCUGAAGAGUCAGUCAAAGAGACAUUUGGCCACUUUGGCACAGUGAAGAGAGUCAUCGUAUCUGCCAAGCCUAAAGAAUCCACAGGACAUGCCCGCAUAGUGUUUGUGAAUUCAGAGGACAGACGUGCAGCCCUCAACUCUUCUGAGGAUCUGUGGAAGAAGAAGUACCUCAUCUGUCCAUCGCUGACGCCGGUCCAUUUGCCUUCAUGGGUUGGAGCGGAGAAUAAGAAGACAACCCACAGUCACAGCAGCGCUCAGGAACAGCAAAUGGAUGUCGUGAUGAGGAAGCUAGACCGCUGCUUGCAGAAGCUCUUCACAUCUCUCCCGGCUGGCACUUUGUCUGUUGUUGUGCUGCUCGGACACGCCAGCACAAAUGGUCACCUUCCUGGGUUGUGUCUAAUGGAAGUCAAGCAAGAUUGUUGAGGAGAUGAAGCGUAAAACUGUCGCCAGGCUGUCGGCUCCAGGAUGUCUGAACCUGUGUCACCUGGAUCAUAUGAAAUCUGUUCAGCAAAGUGAAACUUGAAGGCUUUGGGUUUUACUGAGACUCGCUCUACCUCAGGAAUUGGUUUUUUAGUUUUGUGUAAUGGGGCACGUUUUUUUUAUGGCCUUGAAAUAAUCAAAGCUGCAAACUAAGAUUUGCCUUUACUGUGUGGAUCUAAAUUGAAGAACUCCAUACCCUAAGGGUAUAAUAAAAAUAUGAUGGUUGUCACUCUAUGAAUAAACAAUAUUUAUACAUUAA
Molecule: messenger RNA, 2826 nt
Organism: Oreochromis aureus
Lineage: Eukaryota; Metazoa; Chordata; Actinopteri; Cichliformes; Cichlidae
Product: RNA exonuclease 5
Exons: 19
Coding region: 129-2510 (793 amino acids)
Cellular component (GO): nucleus
Molecular function (GO): exonuclease activity; RNA binding
Source: RefSeq, a predicted model, not a curated record